Molecule: messenger RNA, 777 nt
Organism: Passer domesticus (house sparrow)
Lineage: Eukaryota; Metazoa; Chordata; Aves; Passeriformes; Passeridae
Product: skin secretory protein xP2-like
Exons: 2
Coding region: 1-777 (258 amino acids)
Source: RefSeq, a predicted model, not a curated record
AUGUCGGUGCCUCGCUUCCCCUGCAUGCCGCUGCUCCGGUUGCCCUCUCACCCCGGGCUGCCGAUGCCGCGAGUCCCCGACGCACCCCAGGCUGCUGACCCCUGCGAUGCCCGGGGGUUCCGGUCCUCGCCGCGGGUCCCCGGGAUGCCGGCGCCGCGGGUCCCCGGGAUGCCGGUGCCUGCAGCUCCCCGGGAUGCCGAUGCCGCGGGUCCCCACCCCGCCCCGCGAUGCCGCUGCCCUGGUCCCCGCCCGCCCCGGGUGCCGGUGCCGCGGUCCCCGCGCUGCCGGAGCCCGCAGCACCCCGCCGGCGAGCCCGGCCCCGCGCCGCCGCUCACCUGCCUCGGCGCCGCCCCCGCCGCAGCGAGCGCGCCCGGCGCGGAGCCGCGAGCCCUGCGGGGCCGGGCCGGCACCGGCUCCGCGGGCCGGGGCUCCCGCCCGCCGCCCUUCCCGGGGCCGCCCUCCGCCCGCCCGCCGGCGCCGCGGCGCGGGAGCGGGCGGGAGAGCCCGGCUCCCGAUUCCCAGUUCCCAGUCCCCGGUUCCACACCGCCGGUGCCCGGUUCGCGGCUGCCUCCCGCCAGCCCUGCCGAGCUCUGUGCAGGGGACAGGGCUGAGGAUGCCCGGGGAGAACCCGCCGGGCAAGCCCAAGACCCGAAUUUGGCGAAAGCGGCUGGCAGGUGGACACAGCUCCGUGCGGGGCUGGCGGUGUCCCCUGCCAAGGCAACCGCCACAGCUGAGCCGGGAAUCCGGACCAGGCGGGGGUACCCCCGGCUUUCCUGA